CCCCUUUCCGGUAUCAUUCGUUGUGAGUUCGUCCAGAUCGCACUACUAUGGCACGUACGAAGCAGACAGCACGUAAAUCCACCGGAGGAAAAGCUCCUAGGAAACAGCUUGCUACCAAGGCAGCCAGGAAAUCGGCUCCGGCCACCGGAGGAGUAAAGAAACCCCAUCGUUACAGGCCCGGAACCGUCGCCCUUAGGGAAAUCCGUCGGUACCAGAAGAGCACCGAGCUCCUCGUCAGGAAAUUGCCCUUCCAGAGGUUGGUCAGGGAAAUCGCUCAGGAUUUCAAGACUGACCUUCGUUUCCAGAGCUCUGCCGUGAUGGCCCUUCAAGAAGCUGCUGAAGCUUACUUGGUCGGUCUUUUUGAAGACACUAACUUGUGUGCCAUCCAUGCCAAGAGAGUGACUAUCAUGCCUAAAGAUAUCCAGCUAGCCAGACGUAUCCGAGGAGAACGUGCUUAAACCGUUUCUCUGCUACUUUUCAAACGGCCCUUCUCAGGGCCACCAAAAA
This is a messenger RNA of Cimex lectularius (bed bug), 507 nucleotides long. Its product is annotated as histone H3-like. Gene Ontology annotation, cellular component: nucleosome. Gene Ontology annotation, molecular function: structural constituent of chromatin; DNA binding; protein heterodimerization activity. The record is from RefSeq and is a predicted model, not a curated record. NCBI's taxonomy places the organism in Eukaryota, Metazoa, Arthropoda, Insecta, Hemiptera, Cimicidae. The transcript has a single exon. The coding region runs from base 48 to 458 and encodes 136 amino acids.